Molecule: messenger RNA, 1146 nt
Organism: Aspergillus alliaceus
Lineage: Eukaryota; Fungi; Ascomycota; Eurotiomycetes; Eurotiales; Aspergillaceae
Exons: 5
Coding region: 1-1146 (381 amino acids)
Source: RefSeq, a predicted model, not a curated record
AUGAAUAUCCAACAUAUCGUUCACCCGCGGGGUGAUGAUAAAUCAUACCUUUCCAGUGGAGGCAAGAGUGGAAUGGCUGUUAGCAUUUCAUUUACGAGCUUAGCGACCAUCUUCGUCCUUGCUCGAGUCUAUACACGUGCUGGCAUAAUGAAGCGCAUGGAGUCGAACGAUUAUAUGGUUUUGAUCGCUCUGACAUUUUCAUUUGUUUUCAUGGCCUUCUUUCUUAUAGAAGCGAUGAAUGGAAUGGGGAUGCAUGGUGCUGACAUCCCACCACCUGUCCUUCUGAGGCAAAUGAAAGCGUUCUGGAUCACCAUCCCGUUCUACAAUGCUGCGCUUCUGUGCGCCAAAGCUUCAAUCCUUCUUCAAUACUUCCGCGUGUUUCCCACCAGACGCAUGCGCCUCAUCAACUGGACUAUGUUGGGAAUACUCGGCAUCUACGGGUCGUGGGCAGUUCUAAGUGCCUUUCUCAAUUGUAUCCCAGUAGCCAGAUUCUGGGACAAGACAGUUCCAGGGUACUGCUUGGAUGACAAAGGGCUGUGGUUCUCAAACGCCUCCAUGCAUAUUGCUACCGACCUUGCAAUCUUGAUCAUUCCCAUCCCGGCUCUGUCGAAACUAGAUCUUCCCAAGCGACAGAAGAUCGCACUGAUCACGGUCUUUGCAUUAGGCGGAUUUGUAUGCAUCACCAGUAUCUGUCGCCUGGUCGCUUUGAAGAAAAUCUCCGAUUCCACAGAUCCCACCUUUGAUAACGUUGGCGCUGCCUCCUGGUCCGCCAUCGAAUGCAACGUAGGAAUCAUUUGCGCCUGCCUUCCUACACUCCGACCUCUCGUAUCUCGCAUCGUCCCCCACCUCCUAUCAACUUUAAGCAGUCGUACUCGAAGCUAUAACCGAAGCUACAACAACGGGCCACUACCACACGGUCGCGCCCCGACAUACUGGGGCGGUGCUGGAACAGGAACAGUCUCGACCACCAUUACGGCAAUGGACGAUCUCGAGUUCGGCCAUAGCGCCGAUUCAGAUAGGGUUCUAACACUUGUCCCGGGGAUGGACAUCCACGGCAAGGAAAAGCUCGUGCUGAAGGAAACGAAGAGCAUAGAGGAUGCUUCUGAAAGAGUGGGGACUAGGGCAGGGUCAUCUUUAUCACACUGA